Aegilops tauschii subsp. strangulata is the source of this 2657-nucleotide messenger RNA. RefSeq names its product probable sulfate transporter 3.5. Lineage: Eukaryota; Viridiplantae; Streptophyta; Magnoliopsida; Poales; Poaceae. The record is from RefSeq and is a predicted model, not a curated record. Gene Ontology annotation, biological process: sulfate transmembrane transport. Gene Ontology annotation, molecular function: secondary active sulfate transmembrane transporter activity. Gene Ontology annotation, cellular component: membrane.
UCGGAGCACAACUGACCCGGCGCACGUACAAACAGGGCAGGGGCGCGCGCACACGCACCCGCCCCCUCCGCAUAACCCACACACACUCGCUCCGUCUUCGUCUUGGCCUGCUCUGCCCCGCCGCUAACACAACCCAUAAUUAGGCGAGAGAGGAGAUCAGCCACACACCGAGCAGGAACAGUUCCGACUGGACCGCGCCCACCCUCUGGUUUACCUCUCUCUCUCCACCGCCGUCCCAUUGGCGACUCACUCUGCUUCGCUCCCAAGGCCGUCCGGAUCCGCCGUCCGACGCGAUCUGGGUCUGGGCGCGUAGUGACAACACAGUCGUGACAUGGGGACGGCGUCCGGCGACGACGACCGGCACGUGAUGCACCAGGGCGGCGGCGUGAACCUGUCGGCGCGGCGCCCCUUCUCGGAGGCGCUGCGGUCGGGCCUCGCCGAGACCUUCUUCCCGGACGACCCGUUCCGCGGGUUCGGCGCGCUGCCGCCCAAGGAGCGGGCGUGGGGCGCGCUCAAGUACUUCGUGCCGGCGCUGGAGUGGGUGCCCCAGUACGGCAUCGACAAGUUCAAGUUCGACCUCCUCGCCGGCAUCACCAUCGCCAGCCUCGCCAUCCCGCAGGGCAUCAGCUACGCGCGCCUCGCCAACCUCCCGCCCAUCAUCGGCCUCUAUUCGAGCUUCGUGCCGCCGCUGCUGUACGCGGUGUUCGGGAGCUCCAACAACCUGGCGGUGGGCACGGUGGCGGCGGCGUCCCUGCUGCUGGCGUCCAUCAUCGAGGACGAGGUGUCGCCCGAGGACAACCCGGAGCUCUACCUGCACCUCUUCUACACCGCCGCCUUCUUCACCGGCAUCUUCCAGACGGCCCUAGGCGUCUUCAGAUUAGGGCUGAUAGUGGAUUUCCUGUCGCGGUCGACGAUCACGGGGUUCAUGGGCGGCACGGCGAUGAUCAUCAUAAUGCAGCAGCUCAAGGGGCUUCUGGGGAUGAAGCACUUCACCUCCAAGACCGACCUCAUCUCCGUCGUAGGCUCCAUCUUCAAAUACAGACACGAGUGGAGAUGGCAGAGUGCAAUUCUCGGCGUAUGCUUCAUCUUGUUCUUGUUCUCCAGUAAGCAUCUGAAAAAGAAAAUGCCACAUUUAUUCUGGGUGUCGGCCAUUGCGCCGUUCAUGGUUGUCGUCAUCGGAGGCGUCUUUGAUUUCCUUGUCCACGGUGAUGAGCACGGCAUCCCAAUCGUUGGUGACCUCAAGAAAGGGAUUAAUCCCAUCUCCAUUUCACAGUUGAGGUUCAACGGCAAGCACGUAGGGGUAGUUGUGAAAGCAGGGCUCUUGUCUGGGAUCCUAGCUCUCGCAGAAGGAAUAGCCGUGGGACGAAGUUUGGCCAUGAUCAAGAACGAACAGAUCGACGGUAACAAGGAGAUGAUCGCGUUCGGCAUGAUGAACAUCGUCGGUUCUUUCACCUCCUGUUACCUCACCACAGGGCCCUUCUCCAAGUCGGCGGUCAACUUCGACGCCGGGGGCAAGACGCCCAUGUCCAACGUGGUGAUGUCGGUGUGCAUAUUGCUGGUGCUGCUGUUCCUGGCCCCUCUGUUCAAGUACACCCCGCUGGUGGCCCUCUCCUCCAUCAUCGUGGUCGCCAUGAUCGGGCUGAUCAAGGUCAAGGAGUUCAUCCGCCUCUACAGGGUCGACAAGUUCGACUUCUGCAUCUGCAUGGUCGCUUUCGUGGGCGUCGUCUUCUUCACCAUGGUCAUAGGCCUUAGCGCAUCAGUCGGCUUGUCUGUGCUCAGGGCACUGCUGUACGUGGCUAGGCCGGCAACAGUCAAGCUCGGAAACAUAACGGGGACCGAGGUCUUCCGGGACGUAAAGCAGUACCCGCAUGCCAAGAGCGUCCCCAACAUCCUCGUCUUGCAGCUGGGCUCUCCCAUAUAUUUCGUCAACGCGGGCUACUUGCGAGAGAGGAUUUUGAGAUGGGUUGAAGAUGAGGAGCACAUUUGCAAGGGGCACGGGCAAGACUUGCAAUGCCUGGUUCUUGAUCUUGGUGGCGUGACUUCAAUCGACAACACGGGGAUCGGGAUGCUAGGAGAAGUUCACAAGGGCCUGGACCGGAAGGGGAUCAUGAUAGCUCUGGCGAAUCCCAGACUGCAGGUGACGGAGAAGCUGGUGGUGUCAGGGUACAUCAAGGACACCAUAGGGGAGGAGAGCGUGUUCCUGACCAUCACGGACGCCAUCGCGUCGUGCCGGUACGGGCUGCGGAGGUUCAGAGGCAAGGAGGGAUGCAGCGAAGUAUAGCGGCGUUUAGACAGUGUGGAUGUAGAUAUUGUGGCGUGGCACAAGCGCAAGAAGAAGAAGAAGAUGCAUAAGUAGAUUGGGCGCCUGGAUGGACUCUGGAUGUGCUGAAAGCUGUAUCUCGAAAGGAUUCAGGGGAGGUUCAUGGUCAUUGUAAGGGCUUGGGCCUCGGGGGAGAAGAUAGCGAGGCGGGCGAAAGAAGUGCUCUCUUCUUGUGUAUAGACCAAUUUAGAUUUCUCGGAGGUUACCGCGAACCUCGCAUAUUUGCUCGUAUCGGGUUUACGUUGUAGAAUUUGUAAGGAAAGACUGUUCCAUUGCUAGAUGAUGAAUAAAUCAUACUUCCUCUGCUACAAAGUGAUGGGGGAAGUCAUGCAUCUAA